CACGUAAACCCUUGCUUUGGCGCAAGUCUCUUCUAGCCUUCUAGGUUCUUUUCUUGUAACAAGGCAUUGAAGAUUCAUGCGCAGACGAUUUUGAUUGGUGGGUUUGCUUCUGAUUUGUAUGAUGGCAAUACCAUGAUUGAUAUGCGUGUGAAAUGCGGGCUUUUGGGUUGUGGGCGCAAAGUGUUUGACGAAAUGGCUGAGAGGGAUGUGGUUUGUGGGUAUUUUUGGAUCAUCUUUCUUUUGUAAACCGUUUAUGCAAACUACAACAAUCUUCUAAUUGGAGAAAUGUUGAAAGGCCCUGAAGCAAAUAACUUAACAAAAACAUUAUGAAUAUUAAAAACUUUCUUAGAUUCUGUUUUAUUUUGCUAACUAACACUUAAACACAAAGAAAGCAGAUUUUUUUUAACAGGCAGCGGGGCCACAGAUCAGGCCUUGGGCAGCAGCACUCGACUCUCCUAUCCCAUUCUCUCCGUCUUCGCUCGUCUCAGCCAUGGCUUCCAAGCUCCUGAGCCAUAGCCAUCUCCGAGCCAUAUAUUCCUCUAACAACCGCAUUCGCUCUCCUCCGUUCCCAAACCCUACACGAGCCACGCGAGCGCUCCUCAACCUUAGGCCCUUCUCGGAUGCUUCUUCUGCCUCACUGCCAGAGACGCCUCAGUCCCGCAAUGACACCAUAAACGACACCGGAAUGGGAACUCCGUCUCCGUCUACGUCGUCUUUGAAAGAGCUCGAACUCGCUAAAUUCGCCUCCAUUGCCGAAACCUGGUGGGAUUCUGAAGGUCCAUUUAAACCAUUGCAUGUUAUGAAUCCUACAAGACUUGCUUUCAUUCGCUCCACUCUUUGUCGACAUUUCAGAAAGGAUCCUAACAGCGCUAGGCCUUUUGAAGGACUAAAAAUAGUUGAUGUUGGUUGUGGAGGUGGAAUUCUCUCGGAGCCAUUAGCUCGAAUGGGAGCUACUGUAACAGGAGUUGACGCUGUGGACAAAAAUAUCAAGAUUGCACGUCUACAUGCGGAUUUGGAUCCAGUGACAUCAACUAUCGAAUACUGUUGCACAACAGCCGAAACGUUGGUAGAGGAAGAAAGAAAAUUUGAUGCUGUGAUUGCUCUAGAAGUAAUUGAGCACGUAGCAGAUCCUGCUGAAUUCUGCAAGUCUCUGGCAGCAUUAGCCGUUCCUGAUGGAGCAGCUGUGAUAUCAACAAUUAACCGUUCUAUGAGAUCAUAUGCAACUGCCAUUGUUGCAGCAGAGUACCUCCUCCGUUGGCUUCCCAGAGGUACACAUGAGUGGUCAAGUUUUCUCACUCCCGAGGAACUAGUCCUGAUCCUUCAACGUGCCAAUAUUAGUGUCCGAGAGAUGGCUGGAUUUGUGUACAACCCCGUCACACGAAGACGGUCUCUAUCCGAUGAUAUUAGUGUAAAUUUCAUUGCUUUCGCUACGAAAAACAGUCAAUAAGCAAAUAAAUUUCCUGGCUGAAUGAAAAUCUUGAACUUGUGUAUACAAAAUAAUGAUGGGUAGGUAGUAGCAAAACGUUCCUGGCUCAAUUUUAUUUUUUUAUUUUUUGGGUUUAAGCUAAGCUCAAACUCGGUAGAAAAUUGCAAAACAAACAAGGUUGAGCUCGAGUCAAGCUUGUUUAACUUUUUAAAGCAAUUUUGUUUAUUAACAUGUGACAAUAAAGAAUCAUUAUUCAUCUU
Molecule: messenger RNA, 1686 nt
Organism: Alnus glutinosa
Lineage: Eukaryota; Viridiplantae; Streptophyta; Magnoliopsida; Fagales; Betulaceae
Product: ubiquinone biosynthesis O-methyltransferase, mitochondrial
Exons: 9
Coding region: 491-1447 (318 amino acids)
Biological process (GO): ubiquinone biosynthetic process
Molecular function (GO): 2-methoxy-6-polyprenyl-1,4-benzoquinol methyltransferase activity
Source: RefSeq, a predicted model, not a curated record